Messenger RNA from Vitis vinifera (wine grape), 6191 nucleotides. RefSeq lists its product as uncharacterized. The record is from RefSeq and is a predicted model, not a curated record. The coding region runs from base 343 to 1854 and encodes 503 amino acids. The transcript has 2 exons. Gene Ontology annotation, molecular function: nucleic acid binding; zinc ion binding. Lineage: Eukaryota; Viridiplantae; Streptophyta; Magnoliopsida; Vitales; Vitaceae.
CCAGUGUUCAUUGUCUCUUUCUCUCACUCUAUAUUUUGAUUUAUUUUUGAGGAGUGUUGAAGCAUUUGCAUGUGUUUUGCAUUUAUAAAUUGUUGGGAGAGUGUUGAUGCAUACAUUAUUGCUUGUGGAUGUUUUGCUUUGUUGAAAAGUUAUUAGAAGAAAAAAUUCUUGACAUUAAGAUAGUCUAAGGUUAGGUAAUCUUUGUUGGGAGAAAUUUUAAAUUGUUCUACAACACCUAUUCACCCCCCUCUAGGUGUAGUUCAUUAUUGAGAUUCACAUUUUCAAUUAGUAUUAGAGCAGGUUUUUAAAGGAAAAAUCAUUUUUGGUCCUUGAAUCUCAAUCAUGGAACCUCAUCAAGAGGGAGCUUCCAUUGGGAGACCACCAUUUUUAAUCGGUGAAAAUUAUUCUCAUUGGAAAGUGAGAAUGCAAUAUUUUCUCAAAAUGCAAAGUGAAAAAGUUUGGAACACCGUUGAAUUUGGUUGGUCUCCACCUAAGGUGUUGGAUAGAGAAGGUAGACCAACUAAUGUUAUCAAGCCUAAAUUGGAAUGGGAUAGAAGUGAAAAUGAAGCAAGUGAGAAUAAUGCUAGAGCCAUGUACUCCAUCUUCAAUGCCAUUAGUACAGAUGAAUUCCGUAGGAUUGCUACAUGUACUUCUACUAAGGAGGCUUGGGAUAUUCUCCAAGUGACUCAUGAAGGAACUAAUGCCGUGAAAGUGUCCAAGCUUCAAAUGUUGACAUCUAGGUUUGAGACCAUUAGGAUGGAUGAUCAUGAAACUUUUGGAGAAUUUAAUGCAAAACUGAUGGACAUUGUGAAUUCUAGCUUCAAUCUAGGUGAACCCAUCUCUAACUCUAAGGUGGUUAGAAAAAUUUUAAGAUCUCUUCCUGAGAGAUUUAGAGCUAAGGUCACCGCCGUUGAAGAGUCUAAGGAUGUGGAUUCCUUGAAGAUAGAUGAACUUGUAGGCUCCCUCCAAACCUUUGAGAUGACUCUUGUAUCACCUAGGAAAGCUAAGGGAAUUGCUUUAAAAGUUAUUAAAGAAGAGUCCCUAAGUUUCGAAAGUGAGGAUGAUGAGAAAAUGUCGGAGGGUGAGCUUACUAAGUUUGCUAAAAAAAUUAAGAAGUACAUGAAAUUCAGAAAAGCCAAGAAAGAAUCAAAUGAUGGUAAAAAAUGGAGGAACUCAAUUGGAAAAGAGAAAAAGAUGGAGAAAGAUGUGAAAAAGGAGUUGAAAAUUGAGUGCUUUAAAUGUGGGGGAAAGGGUCACUAUGCAUUUGAAUGUCCCUCAAAGAAAAAAGACAAGAAGGCCAUGCAAGUUACUUGGAGUGACUCCGAGUCUAAUCAAUCAAGUGAAAAAGAAUCCAAUGGAAGUGAGGAAUGCACUAACUUCAUAGCCUUUGUUGCAAGUGUCAAUGAGGAACCUCUUUUAAAAGAAGCUUCAAGUGAGUCAAGUGAGUUAAGUGACUCCAAUGAUGAUGACAUGAGUUUUGACACAGCAUAUGAGACUUUGUAUAAGGAGUGUUUGAGCCUUAAACAAGAACAAGUCAAGUGGAAGGCUUCUAAGAAGAUUUUAACCAAUGAGGUUGAUGUUUUAAAGGGAGAAAACAAAGCCUUGCUUGAUAAAAUUGCAUUUCUUGAAAAUGAACAUUUGGAAGUGAAGGAAAAAUGUGAUGUGUUGAAAAGUGAAAUUCAAAUGUUCAAGGAUGCGUUAAGUCUUAGGAAGGAAGAGUUACAUCCUAGCUCUAAAAGACUUAAUGAGUUGAUUAAUUCAGGGCGUAAAUCUUUUGAUAAAAGAGGCUUAGGAUUUCUUGGUGAAAAUGCUACUGUAGACCCUCAAUUUUGUCCCUUUAGCACAUGUCUUUAAAAUUCGUUUUCAAUGCUCCACAAUAGUUCCUUGGUGGCCCAUGGCUACUCAUACCACUUACCUUUUUCUGAGUCACCUCGGAGAUUUUGGUUGAGGGAUUAUUUGAUCCCUUAUUGUGACCCUUGGCAGCCCUAACUUAGACUUAGGCUUUUCUUGUUUUUUUUAGGAUAGCUUUUAGAUACACUUGGCCCAUUAGGCACCACCCUAGGCCCACUUAGUCUCAUCAUAGGCCAUUUAGGCACACUUGGCCCAUUUGGACAUUUUUAGCAUAACUUAUAUGACUUGCGUGUUUGCAUGGCUCGUAGGGCCCAUUUUUUUUUGUUAAUUUGUUUAUUUUUAUUUAUUUUUAUCUUAUUUUCCUCUUUAUAUUAUUUUCCUUGACUUAUUUAUUUAUUUAUUAUUUUUACCAUUUUCUAAUUUAUUUACUUGCUUAUCUGUUCAUUCAAUUAUUUAACUUAAAAAAUUUCAUGUUUUUUUUGCAAGGAAACUUACCAUUGGAGUUUAAGGAAGGUGGGACUCUCCUUGGAAGGUUUUGGAGGGGAGUUUGAAAUUGGGAAGAUGACUUUUGAAUUGGAAGAUUUAAAAAAGGAUAAGGAGAAAAGAAGAGAAAAAAUAGAGGAUUUCGCCUUUUUAGGGGGAACAGAUUUGGGUCUUUGAGGGGGCUAAUAUAUAUAUACGUGAAAGCAUGUCUUCGAACGAGGGGGGCCUUUUUUUGAUUAAGGAAGGAGAAAAAGGAGUUUUUUUUAUUGUGGGAGGAGAUUCUUUUUUUGGUGAGAGGACGCAUUGGAGAGGACACAUUAGAUGAUUGGGAGGAUUUCAGAGGAUUUUUGAGGAGAAAACACAAAGGAAGCGGAACUAGAGCAAUUGCAAUCAAGGUUGUCGAGAUUGCAAUGGUCAGUGCAUGUGUCAAGAUGGGAGACUCUAUUUUUGCUCUGAAGCUGUUUGAAUAAAUACCCCACAAGCUGCAGCGGAUAACUUGGAUACACUAAAGUCCUCUGCCCGCGAAUUUUUAUCGGUUUUGUCAAGGAGUUUCUUGAAGUCUGCACAGAAUGGUGAUAAUUUGUGCAUUACAGAAUUUUGUGAUGUGCAGUAGAAUAAUUAAUUGAGUUGUUGCUAGAGCAUGUAGGCCAAUUAUCGAAAAAGCUCCUGUUUUUAUCCAACUGUUGAGGAGUUUCAAGAUAUGCUAAAUUGUAUGGCAAGCAUUCGCCCAGAAGCAGAGCCAUAGGGUAUAUGUAGGAUUGUGCCGCCACCUUCUUGGGUUCCACUCUGCCCUGCGUUUGAAAAUAUUUGAAGUUUCCUACGAGAAUGCAGCAAAUGGACUCACUUCAAAACAGGGAACCCACGAGAAAGGAAAACAGAGACUAGAGGGGAAAGCAAAGAAGGUACUCAAAGAUGCGUACAACAAGGGAGAUGGCAAUUCGAUAUUAAUGGACAUCUAAAACGAUUUCUGUAAAGUAUGUGGCAUUGAUGAAGAUGAUGACAGUAUUCUGAUUGUGUGAUAUGUGCAAUGCAGAGUAUCAUACUUAUUGCUUGAGUACUUAUUGCUUGAAUCCUCCAAUUGUAAGGAUUCCUGAAGGAAAAUGGUACUGUCCUUUCGGUGUUGCUGGUAUAAGUAUGAUUGAUGUUUUGGAAUAUACUCAUGUCAUUGCGCAGCACCAAGGUAAAAAAAAAUCUGGCUGCAAGAGCUCCAAAAGUUGACUCGGGUAUGAUUUAUGUGGCUGAAGAAGAAGAUGAUGAUGAGGAUUAUGUGGAAGCUGGUGGAACUGCAGCUGUUAACCAGGAAAUAAAACGAACAAUAACUGAAGUUCCAGUAAAGGUUACCGAUGAGUUGUUUGAUGAAAUUAUGACAAAAGUUCUUAUUAGAUAUGAUAUGACAGUCGAGGUUGACGACAGGAUUAUCACCUCAAAUCAUAAGGUAUCACAGAUUUCCCCAUUAGUUCUAACUCCUAAGGUUUCUGCUAAGGUUCUAAUUCCAGUUGAAGACAAAGAAACUGAGACCGAAGCUGUUAGUAGGAAAUCCAGUUCUGGCUCUCCUGGGGAUGUAUUUAGUCUUGGAAGCUAUGCUUCUGAUCAUGAUGAUGAAGAUGAUGAACUCCAAAACCCUCACGUUCCAAAACCCAUUUGCUCAACUAUACAGUGCAAUGGCACAACUGAGUCCAUUGACUCAAUGCACCGAAUCGUACGUCGACUCACCUCACCCUUCGAUUCAGCAGGCUGCAAGUAUGGACGCUGUUGCUUACCUUUUGAAGAACGAUAUAUAAACUUUAGAAGCACUUGUCAGAGAGAUGGGGAUGUAUUUGCCCACUACAGAUAAUUUAAUCCGUGCAAGAGAUGGACUGGCAGAUUGGAGAGCUUUGUGAGGUACACUCAUUGGUUGCCUGGCAUUAAUGAGCUGCUUGGAAGACUGUACAAUCGCCACUUAUCCUUGAAUCUGGAGAGCAGAAAUGCCAUCAUAAUCUGUAGGUAGAAAAGAUGAAAUCAGAGAUGCUCAACCUAUAAUUCCAGCUUCAGAGUAUGAGCACCAAUUCAAACCGUGGUAAAACUUCUCCCAGGAACGAAAAUCUAGAAGAGGCAGAAUCUGGACAAGUGGAUGGAAAUUCUGAGAGGGGUGAUCUGGGAAGAGCGAUGAGGAGAAAGCUGACAUGGAUUUAGGGGCACUUGGUGGUGGACGCAUGGUAGAAGAUUCAUCAAGUGUUGCAGUGUUGGAUACUGCAGCAGGCGUUUGGUGUGAUACGAAGUCUGUAGUCAUUAGUCCCAGGACAGGCAAAUGUAGUGCUGAUGCAGCUGGUGGGGACGCUGCAGUUGAAUUGACCAGGCGUUGCAGACAUGCGGCUGCUGCUGUUGGUGACUUGAUCUUUAUUGAUGGUGGUUUACGUGGUGGUGUGUUGCUCGAUGACCUGCCUGUUGCUGAAGAUCUGGCUACUGCUGAAACAACAAGUGCAGCUUCACAUGCUGCAGCGGCAGCAGCUGCAUCGAAUUUACAGGCAGGGAGGUUACCUGGAAGGUAUGGAUCCAUCGAUGAAAGAACAAGGCAAACAAUUCCUGAGGCAGCUCCUGAUGGUUCAGUUGUCCUGGGAACUCCUAUAGCUCCUCCUGUAAAUGGUGAUAUGUAUACUGAUAUAAGCACUGAAAAUGCAAUGCUCCAGGGAUCCCAGAGACUGAGUAAAGUCAAACUGAUACAACAGAUAAAUCAGUCUCUGUAUGGAAUAUUUCGGAUGACUCCUUUGUAGUCUCUGAUGGGAAAGUGAUAACCGAUGAGAACUCUGAAUUGGUUAAGAACCUUCAGUUUGGAUUGACUUUCUUUCCAGAACUUAUUGACAAGCAGCUCAAAUUUGGCAUCCAUAUCUUCUACUAAAGAACAGCUAUUGUCUCUUUACGGGUGUUUCUCCGUGUCUGUUGCUUCAGAAAGUAACAUUCUACAACUUGUUUUUAAACUUGUGGUUCGAGGAUAACUAAAGCUUCCUCCACUUCCUUUCAUUCUCACUCCAUGGAACUUUGAUGAUCCAGCAAUAUGCUGCACCCACGUAAUAGCAGCACAUUGCUCCAAUACUUAACGCAUAGGGGAUCUGCACUUGUUCUGGUUGCUCAACUUGGUUAUCAGUUUUUAUGGUGAUACUGAGAAGAACCUAAUUGAAACAAUGGGGGAUCUCAGAAGAGGGGACUAGCAGCACUCAUGAGGAAGAGGGGAAGAAAGGAAACGAUUCAGAUGUGUAUUUCCUAGAUGAUCCCUUCAGUGUAGUAGAUGCACAUACAGCUGCAAUUCUUUUCUAUGCAUGCGUCAUAGCUGCCCUUGCUCAUAAAAUCGUCAGUCUAGUGACUCAUCAAGUGGAGUUUCUCUCUGAAGUCGAUAAAAUUCUGGUUGCGGAAGCUGGACAGAUAACUCAAUCAGGAAGCUAUGAGAAGCUCUUGACAUCCGGGACGACAUUUGAGCAGCUUGUAAAUGCAUAUAAGAAUGCAGUAACAAUAUUGGAAUUUCCAAAUGAUGUACAAGUAGAACCUAAAAAAAUUGGAUCAGAAUCUGCUAGAGAAGUCUCAUGGAUCUCUCUCCACUAAAGAAAACGGUGAAGGGUAGAUUUCUAUGAAGGGACUGCCUGGGGUUCAGCUCGCCGAAGAAGAAGAAACAGAGAUUGGUGAUGUUAGGUAGAAGCCACAAUCUUGAAUCAUUAUUGCAUAGGGAAUAGAAUCUUGUUGCUGAUAUAUUUUCAAUUUUAACUGUUACAACAACACCUGAAGUUAUUAUAUCUUGUGUCCUUAAGUUUAUUGAGAAUCUGUUGAACAUUGAUAACGAAUUGGAUGAUGAAGACAUCACUAUCGAAAAGGAAAGAAAGUUCAGAAUU